Peromyscus maniculatus bairdii (prairie deer mouse) is the source of this 1998-nucleotide messenger RNA. RefSeq names its product oocyte-secreted protein 1-like. NCBI's taxonomy places the organism in Eukaryota, Metazoa, Chordata, Mammalia, Rodentia, Cricetidae. The record is from RefSeq and is a predicted model, not a curated record.
CCACUGCUCAGAGGUGGAUUGGUGGGAUGAUGUGGAAGUAUAGGAGGUCUCAAGGUGUUGAGUCUUUGCAUUCUAAGUGACACAGGGCAAUCAUAUUCUUAUACAGUUACUCCUGUAGUGUUAGAUAAUGAGACACAGAUAUUUUGGGAUGGUAGGGAGUUUUAACAAAGUAUACCUUAGUGUAUAAAAUUACUCUAUACAUAAUGGUACAGAUUCCAAUGCAAGUCAGCCUUCUAUUUUUUUUCUGGACCACCUGCAGAAGUCUCAUCUCUCAGCAGUCAUGAUUGAGAGUAAAUUAAAUGUAAAUAAAGUGUUACAUUUUAAUGAUGAACUGAGGGUGUAUUAGUGGCACAUGUGUGCUGUAAAAGGCACUAGUUAAUUACUCCCACCUGAGGGUCAUCUAUUCCAGCAUAUAAGAAGGCCUUUUACUCUCUCUGUCUCUCAGUUCUUCUGUGGGGUUUGAUCUCCAAUCUGAGCAAUGAAGUCUUUCCUGGGUCUGCGGCGGCUCCUUCUGCUUCUUUUCUUUAUGAGAACUUGGACUGAUGAUUGGGCAGCCUAUCGUCUGCAGUGCACCAAUCAUUGGUUCUAUCUCAGGAUUAAGGCCACGUUAUUCCCCAAUAUUUUUAUGGAACCUGAUGAAGUGUUUUUAGGAAUCGGCUGUCCCGUGAACACCGUCUGGCCAAACGAUGUCUAUGACUUUACCUACCGUACUUACUACUGCGGCAUUGUCAAUAAAGUUAUUGGUGAUGUCACUCUGCUUCAGACUAAACUUACAUAUAUCUCAAAAAACUCUACUGCACGAGCUGAGAUGCAUCUGUCCUGUGUGAUGCACAGUCGGUAUCCUCUUUUCUGUGAAGCUGAAAGUAAAGGAGAUUUCACUGGCAAUCCUCCUGAAUGGGAAGUAGAUAUGACAAUGCGCAGAAAUGAGCAAGCUGCUCCUGCAGUUCCACCAAACUUUUCUACAUCAAGUGAAGAGCCCCAGGGCUCUAGAACCAGCAAGCUUCAGCCUGCUGAAGAAUCUAGCUUCAUGGAUCAGAAGUUGUCACUUCUCCAUUUCUCCAGAGUGCACACAGUUUGAUGUCUUCUCUCAUCCAUUUUUUUAAAAGUGACUAAUUUGCAAUAAAAUGAUGUGCUAUCUUCAUAUAUUAUCAUUUUUAAAAGAUGUUCCUGCUUUUAGCUUAUCGAAUCUGAUUAAUGAAUAAAAAUUUUCCAUUAAUGCUGGUUCUAAUUUUUGAAGGACAAUGCUCAGUUAAGCACAAUGCUCAGUUAUUUUUUUCUUGAAAGUUUUUUUUACUAGAAUAUUUUACUUUUUGAGAAUUUCAUCUAUGUAUACAAUGUAUUUUGAUCAUAUUCAGCACCCUAUUCUUAACUUCUCCAACAUCCACCCUCCAAUCUCCUUAUGGCUUCCCAUCUUUGUCCUUAAAAAAACUAGUAAGUCUAAUUAGUGCUGCUCAUAUACUAAGGUGUGGAGCCUUCUACUGGAACUUGAUUGGCAUUCCAGAUGCCACACCCUUAAAACCUGAUGUUUUCUCCCCGAGAAAUGAUCAUUGGUCAAUAGCUCCUCAGUUAGGGGUGGAGGUUCCAGAACCCCUCCCGUCUCCGUGCUGGAAUGCUAACUGAUUUGAUGUUGUACAGGUUUUAUGGAGCUGCUGAGAGUCCAUGAGUAAGUACAACACUCCUGUCACGUCCAGAAGACACUGUUUCUGCCUGGUCCUUCCUGACCACUAUACACAGGGAAGACACCAGUCAGUGACUGACUGACUGGCCCUGUUGGAUCCACAUUACUUACAUCUUCCCUUUACCUUUGCUUCAAUUAGUUCCAUUUGAAUUUGACUUAAGUGGUGUAGGAACAGUGACCAGACAGUGAGGAUGGAGCAGAAUGGUGGUUAGACUCUGGAAUAUCAACCUCUUAGUAAUUCUAUAUUUUGAAAAGAGACUAACAUGGUUCAAAUGUAUAUUAGAGUUCAAUGUGCAGAGGGUCUAUCCUUCUGCAGGUCA